GCUGGGUCCUGCUGAGCUGUGACCAUACCCCUAGCGCGUCAUGGACGGUCACCGCUUCUAAGGUGGACCUGCUCUGGAAAGAAGAUUCACUUUCAGGCGCGAUGAGACCAAUGAACAGGCAUAUAGAAGUCAGGUGUAAUGCUGGCAGUGUUGUUAACGCAUCGCCGAUCAAUAUCACCGGCCAUGAAUCACAGCGAACUUGGAUUACUCUUCCGAGUCUUCAUGCACAUGCACAUGGUACACGAAGUAUCUGUCGCUUCGAGGAUCGCUAGCCACUCUCGCAUCUCACUUCGGCUCACAACGUUGACGAUGAAGCAUAGACAUUCCGCGGAUCUUGUCAAGCAAGUUGAAAACAUCAGGAUACGUUCUUGCCAUCGACUGCGGCUCAAUGGAUCACCAAGGUUCCCACACCGCUUGAUUGUAACCGCGGAGAGUAUUUUCCAAACCGCGUCAACUGUCAGCAGUAUUUCGUUCGUGCUGCCGCAAAUCCGUGCCGAAUGCAUAAAGCGCGAGAUAAUACCAGCAGAUGGAAGCAGAUUCAUCCACGAUGCCCAUCGUUUCUUCCUUGAAUGCGGUUCUCUCUGUGGCAGCAGAGGCCCUUGCCCAUGCAGUAUGAAAGCUAGUCCCCAUCGUGCAUCGUCUCUGGUUCUCUUCAAUCCGUGACCUUCCUGGCCCUCCAAAUGCAAGCCUGUAAUACGGCAAUUCAAUAAAUUCAGGGACCACAAGCCGUGGAGUUCCACGAAGCUUGGACAGAGGCCUACGGAAAGA
Molecule: messenger RNA, 768 nt
Organism: Laetiporus sulphureus 93-53
Lineage: Eukaryota; Fungi; Basidiomycota; Agaricomycetes; Polyporales; Laetiporaceae
Exons: 2
Coding region: 139-663 (174 amino acids)
Source: RefSeq, a predicted model, not a curated record